Penicillium bovifimosum is the source of this 426-nucleotide messenger RNA. RefSeq lists its product as uncharacterized. NCBI's taxonomy places the organism in Eukaryota, Fungi, Ascomycota, Eurotiomycetes, Eurotiales, Aspergillaceae. The transcript has 2 exons. The record is from RefSeq and is a predicted model, not a curated record. Bases 1 to 426 code for a protein of 141 amino acids.
AUGACCACCCUCCUCACCCUCCUCCGCCGCGACUGCGAUGGAGACGAAACAAUGUCCAGCUGUACAAAACCCACCAGCUCGGCAUUGACAAUCGGCGUCCCAGCCGCUAUAUCAGGGGUUCUCCUCCUGACAGCAAUUAUCGUCCUCAUAAUACUCUACAAGAAACGCAUGGCCCGUGACGACCGCGAAGAUCUAGAAGAUCGUCGUCGUGGCUCUGGGUUCUAUGCGCGCUACGCGACGCAGCGUUUCGGUACUGAGGGUGUCCCGCCGCCGAAUAGGAAUGUGAAUGCUUAUCCGGCGGAGUCGCGACGGAGUUCGGGGGAUUCGAUAUUUGAUUUUAAGCAAGAUCAUGGGCCUUAUCAUCUUGCGCAGUUUAAUAGUCCUGAGGUACCGAAGCCGGCUGUUACGAGUAGGGUUGUUGCUUAG